AUGAGGAUACUACAAUGGGCCUUCGUAGGCCUCCUCUCCCUCGCCACCGCCGACUCCAACCUCACCCACGAGUCUCGCAACAUCCUACCUUCCAACUUCAAGCCACAGCAGCACUUCCGCAACGUCAACCUCGUGAGGAAUAUCAACUUGGAGAAGAACUAUGUGCGCGAGACGGUCAAUGUUGUCAUUGAGAACGUGGACAAGGCGGCGCAGCAGGAAUACUUUCUGCCGUUCGAGCCAGGCAGUAUAGCGAAUGUGGGAGGGCUGGAAGUGAGGGACAAGAAGGAGCCAGAGAAGGGAGGGUUUGUUGCUGAGAUUGCUGCGACAGAUGCGCAGAGCCCUACAGAGUUUUACAAGAUCAUCCUCCCAGCGCCCUUAGAACCCAAAGCCCAACUCACCCUCUCAAUCACCUACUGGACCCUCGCUUCCCUCCAACCACUUCCCGCCCAAAUUGGCCAAACAGAGAAACAGUACGUUCUCUACGCCUUCUCCGCAUACGCCCCUGCCGCCUACGACACCCAAAAGCAAAAGACCAAGCUCAAACUCCCCACAACCGACGUUCCUGACUCCGUCACCCUGCCCAAGUCAUUGAACGCAGAGGGCAAGGAAGACCCGCAGAAACAAGGCACCUCCUUCACCUACGGCCCGUACAGCGAUAUACCAGCUGGCAGCAUCCAGGAAGCCAGCGUGCGCUACGAGUUCACCAAGCCGCUUACGCAUAGUAAGCUGUUGGAGCGCGAUGUCGAGGUAUCGCACUGGGGCGGCAACGUCGCGUUCGAAGAACGCCAUUGGAUAACCAACCGCGCUGCGACGCUCAAGAACCAUUUCAGCCGCGUAGCGUACCAGCAAGCAGCAUACUACAACCCGCCCAUGGCCGCGUUAAAGGAAUUACGCUUCCCUCUCACCGUCGGCAGCGCAGACGCCUACUUCAUCGACGAUAUCGGGAACGUGUCAACGUCGCGCUUCAGGACGAAUCUGAGGGAGGCGAAUCUUGAACUGAAGCCGCGAUACCCUGUUUUCGGCGGCUGGAACUACAGUUUCAAAGUCGGCUGGAACGGCAAGCUGGACGGGUAUGUGCGGCAUUUGAAGGGUGAGAGCGAGGCGUAUGUGCUUAAGGUGCCGUUUUUGGAUGGGCCGAAGCAGAUUGAGGGGGUGGAGUAUGAGAGGGUUGUGACGAGGGUCAUUCUGCCUGAGGGCGCUGCCAAUGUCCGCUUCGAGACCUCCGUCCCUCUAAUCUCCAAUACCACCAGCCUCCACCGCACGUUUAUGGACACGCUCGGACGUACCACGCUUGAACUUACUGCGAUCAAUGUCGUCGACGAGUUGAGGGAUCGUGAGCUAAUCGUCACAUACGACUAUCCUUUCUCGGCGCAGUUUACGAAGCCUUUGACGAUCUUUGCUGGGCUUAUGGCGGUUUUUGUCGUGAGCUGGGUGAUCGGAAAUCUUGAUGUCAGCAUUGGGGGAAAGAAGGCUGCGUAG
This is a messenger RNA of Saxophila tyrrhenica, 1479 nucleotides long. It is a transcript of the gene OST1, whose product is annotated as dolichyl-diphosphooligosaccharide--protein glycosyltransferase subunit 1. The transcript has 3 exons. The record is from RefSeq and is a predicted model, not a curated record. Gene Ontology annotation, cellular component: oligosaccharyltransferase complex; membrane. NCBI's taxonomy places the organism in Eukaryota, Fungi, Ascomycota, Dothideomycetes, Mycosphaerellales, Extremaceae. The coding region runs from base 1 to 1479 and encodes 492 amino acids.